This is a messenger RNA of Ctenocephalides felis (cat flea), 964 nucleotides long. Its product is annotated as zinc finger MYM-type protein 6-like. NCBI's taxonomy places the organism in Eukaryota, Metazoa, Arthropoda, Insecta, Siphonaptera, Pulicidae. The transcript has 4 exons. The annotation marks the transcript as partial. The record is from RefSeq and is a predicted model, not a curated record.
AUGUACUUAUCAUUGGGAUUUACGUAUAAGAUCAUUAAUGGUCAAGAACGACCAAUGUGUUUGCUGUGUAUGAAUACUUUGGCCUCAGAUAGCAUGAAACCAAGAGAAACUUUAGUACUACCAGCAGCUAUUGACAUAAUAGCUACGAUGUUUGGUGAAUCAUAUGCUGAUCAAAUUAAAAGCAUUCCGCUGGCAGAUAAUACGGUGGGAAGACGGAUAUCUGAUAUAUCUGAUGAUCUUUGCGAUCAGUUGAUAGAAAAAAUUAAAUUAUCUUCUUUCGCGUUGCAAGUAGAUGAGGCUACCGAUGUUGCUAAGGAUGCACACUUAAUAACAUAUAUAAGAUAUGUUAUGGAAAAUGAUAUUAGAGAAGAGUUGUUAUUCUGUAAGAACUGUGUUGGACUGUGCACUGAUGGAGCUCCAUCUAUGGCAGGAAAAAAUGCUGGUCUGCAGGCCCUAGUUCGAAAAGUGGCUCCUCGUGCAGUUUGGACGCAUUGUAUGAUUCAUAGGCAAUCUCUUGUUGCAAGGAAUAUGGGUGAAGAAUUACUUGAAUCCAUUAAGAGAAAGGCUUUUGGAAAAUUGUGUGAUGACAUGGGCUCAGAAUACAAAGCACUACUUUAUUAUUGUGAAGCACGUUGGCUUUCUCGUGCUAAAGUACUUCAAAGGGUGUUUGAGCUCAAAAAAGAAAUUGCCAUUUUUCUUGCUGAUAAUAAAAGAGAUGAAGCAGACAUAUUUUAUGACACGAAGUUUCUCGCAAAAUUUGCGUAUCUAGUUGACAUCUUUAAAAGACUAAGUGAUUUAAAUAAAUCAAUGCAAGGAACUCAAAUUCAUGCUUUUGUUCAAAAGGACAAGAUUACGGCGUUUAUGAAAAAAAUAGAGCUGUGGAUAGCUAGUAUGAAAAGUAAUAACUUUGAUAUGUUUCCUUCUUUUAAAACUACAUGUGUUAAUGAUGAUGAAAUAGAAGCAA